AUGGCGGUGGGCUCCCUCGUGGACACCAGACCCGCUCUGAGAAAGGCGCGCCCCCAGAGAUGCGGACGGGGCGGGCAGACCCAGGAAGCUGUCAGAAAAGCCGCCAUCUCCGGGCAGAGGCCCUGGAGGAGGCGGCCCAGGAAAACAGCCUGGAGCCCACACGGCCCGGCCCGUCAGCAGGGGCCGGGGGCGGGGCGGGGGCGGGGCGGGGGUCGGUUCUCGCUUCGCCACGGGGGCGGCCUCCGCUGCCCCUCCUUCAGCCCCAGGCCCGCCGAGAGGGGAGCGCAGACAGCCACCCCGCCCGGCACCCAGGGGGCCCCAGCCUCACGCAUCCGGAAGCCGUGCGCAAAGUCCCGACUCGCGCCACCCCGGCCUCUCCGCUCCGUCUCUGCAACUUCCUGGGAGUCUGUGAUUUCAAAAGGUUUUAAAAAUCACCAAUUAUCACUUCAAUCCGUGUCUCUCAGCGCUCCGCACUUCGCCUCUCUGAGCCCCGAUCCCUCUGCCACGAAAGUGGGGGCGAUUGCCUUGGCCCCGGGGCUGUUUUCCGCCUCUGAGUGGCCCCUGCAGAAGGCUCGGGGCUAUACUGCUCAUGAGUCGUUCCCAGGUACCGGGCGAGGUCCAGCGGGUGGGGACGCCAUCACACUUCCGGUCCCCAGUACGGGCUUCUGCCAGCUGACACCCUGGCCCUCGGCACAGACAAUGCCGCCAGGAAUCGCUGGGCUCCGGAAUGGCUCAGUGCACGUGGCCAGGCCACGCUGGUGCCUGGGCCUGCGGUACCUUCAGUGCUGCGCCCCCUGCCUCGUAGUGCUGGCAAUUAGAGGGGUGUACUUCCGGGUCCUGAUGUGCUUCCGGGUCCUGGUACACCCCAUGACUCUCAGGUGA
Rangifer tarandus platyrhynchus (Svalbard reindeer) is the source of this 882-nucleotide messenger RNA. The record is from the annotation of a GenBank genome assembly. Lineage: Eukaryota; Metazoa; Chordata; Mammalia; Artiodactyla; Cervidae.